Messenger RNA from Spea bombifrons (plains spadefoot toad), 2429 nucleotides. Its product is annotated as lysophosphatidylcholine acyltransferase 1-like. Bases 596 to 2194 code for a protein of 532 amino acids. Lineage: Eukaryota; Metazoa; Chordata; Amphibia; Anura; Pelobatidae. The record is from RefSeq and is a predicted model, not a curated record. The transcript is spliced from 14 exons. Gene Ontology annotation, molecular function: calcium ion binding.
CGCCAGCUCCCUAAAGCAGAUUGUAUAGACCCAGACAGGAGAUCCCUGCGCAUUGCCUCUGGAGACGUGCCACUGUCCUACUGAAAGUGUUAGGUCCCCGGAGAUCACCGGAGCCGCCUCCAGCUUCUCUCCCCACCUCCAGCUUUGUAUGUAUGGUUACUCCUUCCCCAGAACAGACCUCGUUCUUGUAAUCGCUGCUUAGUAUCCGCUCACCUCCUCCCUCUCUAGCUGCAUCCCAGUCUGGAUUAAUUUUCUCUGCAGCACCCCCCCUUGCACAGAAGGAACAGGAAAGGGGGGACAUCUCAUUUCCCUCCAGAAAGCCCUGGGAUUUUUUUCUCCAGCUUCCAUCGUCAUCCUCAUCGCCGCCACCACCCCCUCUCCAACCUCUUUACUGCCAAAUAGCUAAACAUCACAUCCCUUUUUUUGUGCUAUUUGGUGAACUUGAGACUCCACCCCGGCUUUUACCUUAUUUUUUUUUGCUUGGGUUUUCCUCCCAUAUUGGUUGACUGCUGCAGUUUUACUUUAACCCUCGCCUCCGCCACUUGUUUUUUUUUUUUUUCCUCCUCUUUCUGUUUUUGCUUCUACAUUGAGCACCAUGAGGCUGAUGAGGAACAAGCGCUUUGUACCCCCUGGUCUGGGAGAGGGAGCUGGCCGAGAGCAGGAGCUAACCCGACCGGUCAAGAACCCCUUUGUGCAUGACCUGCGCUUCACCCCGCUGCAGAAAGCCAAAAUUUUCAUCAUGACGUUGACCCUUUUUCCGAUCCGCCUUUUCUUUGCCGCUUUCAUGAUGCUCCUGGCCUGGCCUUUCGCUUUUGUCGCCGCGGUGGGUCGUACAGAAAAGGAGCUUGAGAUGCCCAUGUCCUGGUGGAGAAAGUUUUUGGACAUAGCGCUGAAAGCAAUUAUGAGGACGAUGUGGUUCGCCGGGGGAUUUCACUGGGUAACCGUAAAGGGCCGACAGGCUUUGCCAGCAGAAGCUCCGAUCCUGACCUUGGCGCCGCACUCCUCGUAUUUUGAUGCCAUUCCAGUUACUAUGACGAUGGCCUCCAUUGUCAUGAAAGCAGAAAGCAAAGACAUUCCUGUGUGGGGAACGUUAAUCAAUUACAUUCGGCCGGUAUUUGUAUCCCGCUCAGACCAGGACUCUCGAAAGAAGACUGUAGAGGAGAUCCGGAGACGCGCUCACUCCAAUGGCACGUGGCCACAGGUAAUGAUUUUCCCAGAAGGAACGUGUACCAACAGAUCGUGUCUCAUUACCUUCAAGCCUGGAGCAUUCAUUCCCGGUGUGCCCGUGCAGCCCGUGGUUCUGCGAUACCCCAACAAAACGGACACGAUAACCUGGACGUGGCAAGGCCCCGGAGCAAUGAAAAUACUUUGGCUUUCGUUGUGCCAGUUUCACAACUACGUGGAAAUUGAGUUCCUUCCAAUUUAUACUCCAUCAGAAGAAGAAAAACAGAACCCGGCUUUGUAUGCACAUAACGUGAGGCGUGUGAUGGCCAAGGCGCUGGGGGUGUCUGUCACAGAUUAUUCUUUUGAAGACUGCCAGCUGGCUCUGGCCGAGGGUCAGCUUCGCCUUCCCUCCGAUACCUCGCUCCUGGAGUUUGCAAGACUUGUUCGUAGUCUCGGCCUAAAACCAGAGAAGCUUGGGAAGGAGCUGGACAAAUUCUCUGAAAGUGCCUGGAAAAGAAAAGGGGAGAAAAUCAACCUGAAGGAGUUUGCGGAAUACUUGAGCGUCCCAGUUACAGAUAAACUAGAGGACCUCUUUGCCUUAUUCGAUGAGAAUGACGAAGGCGCCAUUGACUUACGAGAGUACGUCAUCGCCCUGUCUGUGGUUUGUAGACCUUCUAAGACGUUAGAAACCAUUCAGCUGGCGUUUAAGAUGUACGAGUCGGAAGGCAGUAAAACCAUAGUCGAAGAGGACUUGGCUAUAAUCCUGAAGACCGCACUGGGAGUCUCAGAACUUAAUGUGACGGAUCUUUUCAGAGCUAUAGAUGAGGAGGAUAAGGGUAAAAUCACAUAUGAUGACUUUAACAGGUUUGCAGAAAUGAAUCCGAACUUUGCAGCAGACUAUCUCUAUCCCGACCAGGCAGUUCCAGAAACCUGUUUGGACAGCCCUUCCUCCCCCAACGGCUUCUGCACAGAUUUUACGCCCGAAGACAUGGAGUCGCAUAACUACCCUGCGCAAAAGAAACUGAACUAAUUCUAGAACUUUGACUCUUCCUCUCCUGGCGAGGGGUUGGAUGUGCAUAGUACCUCCCGAUAAGGCUCUGAGUGUAGCUGCUCCUUCCUCUUGCCUAUAUUUAUCUUCGUGAAGGUUUUCGAGUUGUUUGUUUUUUUCUUCCAGCUCUCAUUUUUCUUCUAUAAUUUUAAAGUGUUUGAAGAUAAUGAGCGCUCUUCACCUGUGUGCUGUGCAAUAAAUAACUCGACAAAGCAAA